ACGUUAUCUAGGAAUAGCACAGAUGUUAUAGGAAGGUGGAAACGUGGAACUCAAUCCAGAAGAAAACCAAAGGGCAGUGAGUGAGUCACCGAUGCAACUCAGCAGCAACGUGUUGGUUCCUUUGAUUAAACCCCCAAAAUCCUACUUCAGUUUCAAACUCCGGUCCUGCUCCAAUCCCAACUCUAACUCGCCCGAGUCCAACUCACUCCAAGCCGACACCCUCAAGACGCUGGAAUGGAGCUCCGUGUGCAAGCAGCUUUCGCCGUUCACCUCCACCUCCAUGGGCUCCGCCGCCGCCCUCAACGGGCGCUUGCCCGUCGGACGCACCCCCCGCCAGAGCCAGAAGCUUCUCGAUCAGACCUCCGCGGCCAGACUCCUCGCCCGGCCGCUCGACUUCUCCGGCAUCCACGACUUGACGGAGAUUCUCCGCGUCGCCACUUCUGGUCAAUUGCUAACCAUCCGAGAGCUUUGCACCGUCCGCCGCACGCUCGUCGCUGCCAGGGAAUUAUUCGAUAGUUUGAAACGCUUCUCUUCCGAUUCUAAUCAUCCACAAAGGUACUUACCCCUACUGGAAAUACUGCAAAAUUGUAAUUUCCAAGUGGAUUUGGAGAGUAAAAUAGAAUUUUGCAUAGAUUGCAAUCUUUCCACAAUUCUUGAUAGAGCAAGUGAAGACCUGGAGAUUAUCAGAUCAGAAAGAAAGAGGAACAUAGAAAUUUUGGAUUCUAUGUUGAAGGAAGUAUCCUCCCAAAUUUUUCAGGCUGGGGGAAUUGACAAACCAUUAAUAACUAAGCGUCGAUCAAGAAUGUGUGUGGGCAUCAGGGCAUCCCAUAGAUAUUUGCUUCCAGGUGGUGUAGUUCUCAAUGUCAGCAGCUCUGGAGCAACUUACUUUAUGGAACCCAAAGAUGCAAUAGAUCUGAACAACUUGGAAGUUAGACUUUCAAGCUCCGAGAAGGCUGAGGAAAGUGCAAUUUUAAGUAUGCUUUCAUCUGAAAUAGCAAAUUCAGAAUCAGUUAUAAAUAAUUUAUUGGAUAAAAUUCUUGAGAUUGAUCUUGCUUUUGCAAGAGCUGCAUAUGCUCAAUGGAUGAAUGGGGUAUGUCCCAUUUUCAAACUUGAUAGUUUUGAAGGUUGUGAUUCCAAUGAUGAAGACAAUGAUAUUCUGGACCAGCAAGAGGAUGACAGCUUAAAUGUAAACAUUGUUGGUAUACGACAUCCAUUACUCUUAGAGUCCUCUCUUGAUAUCAUUUCAGAUAAUCUUGCUCUACGAUCUGGAAAUGCUGCUAAGUUUGGUGAUGGAAACGGAGCAAUGGCUACUACAUAUACGUCACAUAGCAUAUCUGACUUCCCUGUGCCAGUUGACUUUAAAAUUGGACGUGGAACUAGAGUGGUUGUAAUCUCAGGCCCUAACACUGGAGGGAAAACUGCUUCCAUGAAAACAUUGGGCCUGGCAUCACUCAUGUCAAAAGCUGGAAUGCAUCUGCCUGCCAAGAACAAUCCAAAACUUCCUUGGUUUGACCUUAUCCUUGCCGAUAUUGGAGAUCACCAGUCCCUUGAACAAAAUCUCUCAACUUUUAGUGGGCAUAUAUCACGUAUUUGUAAGAUUUUGGAAGUGGCCACGACACAGUCACUUGUUCUCAUUGAUGAAAUCGGUGGUGGGACUGAUCCUUCAGAAGGGGUUGCACUUUCUGCCAGUAUCUUACAAUAUUUGAAGGAUCGUGUAAACUUGGCUGUUGUAACCACUCAUUAUGCUGAUUUAAGUAGUCUCAAAGAAGAGGAUACCUGUUUUGACAAUGCAGCAAUGGAAUUUUCACUUGAAACAUUACAACCAACUUAUAGAAUUCUCUGGGGGUGUACUGGUGAUUCGAAUGCAUUAAGCAUAGCACAAUCUAUUGGCUUUGAUAGAAAUAUAAUUGAUAGGGCACAAAAUUGGGUAGAGAAGUUUAAACCAGAACAGCAGCAAGAGCGUAGAGGAUUGCUUUAUCAGUCUUUNUUAAACUUUAUUAUCAAAUUACACUAA
This is a messenger RNA of Vigna umbellata (rice bean), 2014 nucleotides long. The record is from RefSeq and is a predicted model, not a curated record. Lineage: Eukaryota; Viridiplantae; Streptophyta; Magnoliopsida; Fabales; Fabaceae.